Desarmillaria tabescens is the source of this 999-nucleotide messenger RNA. RefSeq lists its product as uncharacterized. The transcript has 7 exons. NCBI's taxonomy places the organism in Eukaryota, Fungi, Basidiomycota, Agaricomycetes, Agaricales, Physalacriaceae. The record is from RefSeq and is a predicted model, not a curated record. Bases 1 to 999 code for a protein of 332 amino acids.
AUGGAGGCUCCAUCGUCUGACCUCUCUCAAAAUGAUAGGGACGUCCAUUUGAACGCCCUUAACCUGAGUCUGAACACUCUGAUUCUGCAAGCUUUAUUGCAUGGUCUAUAUACCGGCAUCGUAGCGGUCACCUUAUGGAUUAUAUUCUCGUCUCCCCGGCAGUUACGCAGUACAUUACUGCGCAUAAUCAUUCUCACGCUUUACGUUGUGUUGACGAUAUUGUUCGGAAUUAAUUGGGCCUUUGAGCGCUAUGCGUUUAUUGAACAUGGCGAUAAUUAUUACACCGUGUUCACAGCAUUGAUAAAUCCUGGUCCGUGGUGGAGAGCAUACACCCUUACCAGUGGUAUUUCUGGCGGUAUAAGCACACUUCUGGUCGAUAUCACUAUUAUAUGGCGUUGUUGGACCCUCUGGGAUCGCCAAUGGAGAGUGGUUCUCGUACCAAUUUUUUGUGCUGUAGCCGGGACAACUAUGAAGAUAAUGGCGAUCCUCAGUACUUUCCGCAAUCUUACUGAUGGUAUCAGCAAGCAUGGACAAUUCGCAGCAGAUAUUGAUUGGUCAUUGAUCUAUAUCAUGCUGACGCUCGCUACAAACUUCACGUGCACGUUCCUCAUCAUUUACCGCAUCGUUCGGCACGCUCAAGGAAUAAGCGCUUCCCGCAAAAUCGUCGAAAUACUGAUCGAGUCGUCUGCAAUGUAUUCAUUUUCCUUAAUCAUAUACCUAGCGCUUGUGUCGAAGAAUUCAGAAGCUGCCUAUUAUGCGGAUAUUAUUGCAGCCUAUGUCAAGGCUGUUGUCCCAACGCUCCUGGUGGGACGUGUUUCCGCAUAUGCCAAUACAAUCUCGCAGCGACAAAAGAUGGUUGCUAUGUGGGAGAACCAUCAUCCCUUGACGAUGGGCAUCAAAUGCUGUCGGGAUUGUCGGGCAAGGAAACUGUAUGAUCUCCGUGUCGGCAGCGUUACUAACAGAGACUUUGCCUGGGAUUCGGCAGAUGUUUCUGUGUGA